Dermatophagoides farinae (American house dust mite) is the source of this 1845-nucleotide messenger RNA. Its product is annotated as lysosomal acid glucosylceramidase. The record is from RefSeq and is a predicted model, not a curated record. NCBI's taxonomy places the organism in Eukaryota, Metazoa, Arthropoda, Arachnida, Sarcoptiformes, Pyroglyphidae. Gene Ontology annotation, molecular function: glucosylceramidase activity. Gene Ontology annotation, biological process: glucosylceramide catabolic process.
UAAUGAUAAACAAUCAUUUAUCGGUAACAUGACAUAUUUUAUCGAAAAACAUACACAUCCACAUAAGCAUAAACAUUUCAAUUAAUUGAGCUUAUUUAGCUGUUUUCCUUAUCCUUAUUUGAAUGCCAUUAAUUGAUGAAAACGACAAAAAUGUUUUCAAAAUCAAAAUAUUUUAUGAUUUACAUUUCAUUGUUUAUGAUUCUUUUUGUAAAGAUAAAUUAUGCCAACAUUGAAUGUCAACGUAGAUACUAUGACCAAGAUUCGUUUGUCUGUGUAUGUAAUGAAAAAACUUGUGACACAUUUGAUCAAUUGAAAAAAACACCAAUCGGAGUUGUUCAGGUGUAUGAAACAAGUCGUGAUGGCUUUCGAUUUCAAUCAAGUCAUAUAAAUUUUACCAAUGAUGACAAUAUUCUGUCCAACAAUGAUGAUCACAUUCGAAUCAAUGUGGAUAAAACAAAAAAAUAUCAGAAAAUUAUCGGUUUCGGUGGUGCAUUCACUGAUGCUACUGGUUUGAAUAUCGCUACACUCUCGGAGAAACUUCAAUCCAAAUUAAUUGAAAAUUAUUUUGGAUCUAAUGGGAUCGAAUACACACUUGGUCGUAUACCUAUUGGUGGUUCGGAUUUUUCUUCUCGUCCAUACACUUAUGAUGAUUACAAUGAUGAUGAUACUUUGUCAAAAUUUAGCUUACAAAUGGAAGAUCAUCAGUUCAAGAUUCCAUAUUUGAAAAUGGCACAAAAAAUUAGCCCCAAUAAAUUAUAUUAUUAUGGAAGUCCAUGGAGUUCUCCGCGUUGGAUGAAGACAAACAAUGAUAUUAGACAUGGUGGCCUGCUCAAAGGCCAACCAGGAGGAAAAUAUUAUCAACUUUUUGCACGAUACAUUGUACGAUUUCUCCAAGAAUAUGAGAAGCAAAAUAUUUCAAUGUGGGGAAUAACCAUUGAAAAUGAACCAGCUGCCGGUUUUGAUUCUCAUUAUCAAUGGAAUUGUUUGGGAUUCAAUUCAUCAUUGGAACGAGAUUUUAUAAAGCUUGAUCUCGGUCCUGAACUAUAUCGAAAUGGCUAUACCAAAAAUAAAUUAGCUGUCAUGAUUUACGAUGAUCAAAUGCCACAGAUGAAAACAUUUACGGAAACAGUAAUGUCCGAUGAAGAAGCUGCCAAAUAUGUGUCGGGUGUUGCUUUUCAUUGGUAUCACAAUGAUGAAGCUGACCGGCGUGAUAUGGAUAAAUUGAAUGCGCAAUUUCCAACCAUUUUUCUUCUGGCAACGGAAGCAUGUGAAGAGUGGAAAAAUUAUCCAAAAAAAGUCCACCUUGGAAGCUGGCAUCUAAUGAAUCGCUAUGCUAACAACAUCAUACAAGAUUUGAACCAUUAUGCAACUGGAUGGACCGACUGGAACCUGGCAUUAGAUUUAAAAGGUGGUCCAAAUUGGGUUGGCAAUAUGGUUGAUGCUCCGAUAAUAAUCAAUGCAACGGCAAAUGAAUUUUACAAACAGCCAUCAUUCUAUGCUAUGGGCCAUUUUAGUAAAUUUUUGCCACCAAAUUCAACACGAAUUAAUUUUAAAAUCGAAUCAAAUCAUGUACACGCUAUCGAUGCUACAACAUUUUUGAGACCAGAUGGAUCUUUAGUGAUGGUUUUAUUGAAUAGUAAUCAACAAACAAUUCCCAUUCAAGUGUAUGACCCAGAACGAGGACAUUUUCAAUUAGUAAUGAAAUCCGAAUCAAUUGCCACUCUUCUUUGGUACUAAGAUGAUAGAUUGAUUAUGCAUUUUAUAUUUGACAAUCUUUUGUUCUUUGAAUGAAUAUUGACGUGAUCGGUACAAAAAACUAAAUGAAUAAAUAAUUAAAUAAAAAAA